Messenger RNA from Platichthys flesus (European flounder), 1575 nucleotides. RefSeq lists its product as uncharacterized. Lineage: Eukaryota; Metazoa; Chordata; Actinopteri; Pleuronectiformes; Pleuronectidae. Bases 324 to 782 code for a protein of 152 amino acids. The record is from RefSeq and is a predicted model, not a curated record. The transcript is spliced from 6 exons.
UUCACUCUGACGGCCAUCAAAGCUCAACAUUGACUUCCUGUAUGGAAACAAUUCAUCUGUGCAUAUAGUGUGUGUGUGUGUGUUGUGGGGGGUCCCACCAGGUUAAGCAGACAUCAGCAACACAGUCAUACACAAAGACGUGAGUUGAUGACUAUUAUCCUGGCACAAAUAUAAUUCGAAAUACAUAAAAACAAAUAUGCCUUGUUUCAUGUUGCCUUGAAAUUGAAUUUAAUUGAAAACUAAAUUGAAGCCCUAGUUUUGGGUUCAGGAAGAAGAAAGGGACCGAACUGCACAGAAAGUCACUGCCGCUUAACAUUUUAGCGAUGAAUGAUGUUUCUACAUAUUGGAGCAUCAACAGAACGUUGUUCCGGAUAUGUUGCAUUUUCUGGAUUGUCUCUCCUGCAGAGGGACACGUCAUCACAAAAGUGGAGGGCAGCCAUGUGACCCUAGCCUGCAACACGUCAAACAUCACGGUCCAACAGCUCACGUGGAAAUUAAACGGUGUAAUCCUGAUCAGCAUCAAGACAGAGGACCCGGACCUGUACACCAGUAAACAAGCAGAGAACCUGAAGAUAAACAUGUCUCUUUCUGGGACACAACUGUACGCACUGGUGAUAGACAGCGUCCACAGGGCUCAUGCAGGGAACUACAGCUGUGACAUCACCGCGCUCGAGGGAGUGUGGAUACACAAAUUGGAGCUGAUAAUUACAGAGAAAAAAGAAGAUGGAAAGUGGAAGUCAGCAACUGCCGUGCAGAAGAUAACAGUGAGCCGGCUCCAGUAAUGGUAAAUAAAGACUUAUCAUGUCGUGAUCCUUACAUAAUCUGAAGACUUAGUUUAUUCUCUCACCUUGUAUGUGGUUGUUUACCUGCAGAGCCUGUACGUUUUUGCUCUGUCAUUGUUUUUGUUUUUUUUCGUUAGCAGGAACAAACAGGGGAUGUUUACGAGAAUUGCUUGGAAAUUAACGUUGGUGGUCAUCGCAGCUGUCAGCCUGCCCAUUUCAAGCCCAGAGCUCACCAGCGAUAAAAGUGCAGUCCGCUAUGUGAAGAGAGAAGGAGACCGCAAUAACAGGAAGUAACCAUGAAGUGUCAGACCUCACAUUCAAAAAGAAAACGUGUCUUUCUUAAUUUGUGUAGAAUUUUAAACUGCUUUCUCAGGACAUGAACUUUAUUUAUUGAAAAAUUAUACUUUUAUCUGAAAACUGCAUUGAAUGUUUUUUUUCUUUUAUUUCUUUUUAUCUCCUUCAUCAGAUAAAUGUGUGGAGUUGUCAGAUCUCACAAUCAUUGGAUCUAUUUUCUUACAAUACAAAUAUUGUCUCGCUUAAAUUUAAACACAACAGUACACAUGACAGAAACAUGUUAACAGAUACUGCACAGCACAGAGCAGCUGUAACAGGCCUUGUGUAAUCUGUCAUAGAUACAACAUUCAGUGACGCACGUGGCAGCAGUGUGGGUGGCACAGGAACCUAAUCUAUCUAUAGACUUUCCGUUGGGUUUAUGUGCAAUGAUAAAAUAGAAUAUGAAAUGUAAUUGAUUUGAUUUUGAUAUGUUCAGGGUCAUUAAUAACUGGAAACAAAU